AUGUCUACACCUGAAACGAAACCUGGCUUUCUGUCCGCCGGAAUAACCGCCCUAUCUCCCUGGAGCUCUAGAAGCGCAACGCCAAAGCCAUCGCAACCACCGAAACAUGACGAGGACAAAGUACCUGGAACAGGCACGGGAGCUCAGCGUGGUGGCGAUCACAUAGUGAAAAGGCACCGAAUAAGCCCGAAGAAAUACCCGAGCGACUGCCCUCCCCUUAGACAUCUUCUCAAGAUCCCGAAACGGAAACCGUUUGCUUCGACUACUCAGCCCUCUGACAAACCCGCGCCCCGCCCUAAGAAGUUUAUACCUUUCUCUGCCAGCGACUCUCGAGCCAUCGAGAAGGCGUUUCAAAAACUAGCUGAUGAGGAAGAAGCCUCAGAGGAAAAGGAUGGCGCUCUUGCGACCGCUGCGAAAGCUGCCCAAAGGGAUGAGCCGCCCAAGCAAACGAGUACGAAGGUGCCUGUCAACGAGGACUAUUUGUUCGAUGUCGAGAUAGAGACCCGAGAGCUAGCCCCUGCCUACUGGAUGGGGCCGGUAUAUGAUGUGAAGAGAGGGACCUGGUUCACACCCGAUGGAGACCCUUGCGACGAGAAUCUGGCGCAUCAGUUGGAGGAAGGUUACUUGAAGCUCAAGCCCUGGCGCUUCGCGAAAUCAUCGGAACAAACUUCUUCUUCACAGCCGCGUACACGACCCGUCUCAUUGAAUGUAAAGCCUGAUGAGGACUACCGAAAGUUGCUGAGCGACCGACAAUCAACAUCGAAUCCUGUUACACCGCAAUCCUCUAUGGAUAACCUAAGAGGCGAGGCCGAAAAAAGUAAGGUAGAUGAGGGCGCGAGCGCACAUAACCAGAGUCCAACUUCAGAGGAAGGUUCAAGAACCCACCGUCUGUUUGGGGCGUAUAUGAACUCAGUGGUUACUUAUCAGGACGAUACCACGGCUUGGUUGCUCACCGACGAUUUCCUCUCGCGGAUGGGUAGUACACUCUAUCAAAGAUUCGCAGGAGGCGCGCAUUAUGGAGCGAAAUACAUCCGUGGUUACGUGGAUCCUGCCACUAAAAAGUCGAAAGCCAAAGAUGAGAGGGCGAAGCAGGAGACUCACCCGCCGGAUAAUUCUCCUUUGGCAUAUGGAGAUGGUCCAAAUAAGAGGCCCACUCCAGCUUCUUCAGAGGCAGUAUUGGAAGCAGAAGCCGAGCAUGAAGAGACGCCGGCCGAGACUCGAAGGCGUACUCUAGAAAGACACGUGUCGUCUUUGAUGAUAUCCUCGCAGACGAGGGAGGAUUCAGAGCAGCAGGAGGAGGAGAUUCGGAGGCGGGACGAGCAAGAAAUGCGUGAAGACUACAAGGACCAGAGCAAGGCGGAGCAAGGCCGAGAAAUCGAACACCUUCUGUUGGUUACGCAUGGGAUUGGCCAGCGCCUGGGUAUCCGCAUGGAGAGUGUCAACUUCAUUCAUGAUGUCAACUCUUUCCGGAAGUCUCUCAAGUCAACAUAUUCAAACUCGCCUGACCUGCAGGCUUUGAAUUCAGAAGUUGAUCAGGACCUCAAGAACAACCGAAUCCAGGUUCUCCCGAUUGUAUGGCGACAUCUCCUAGAUUUUCCAAAACAGUCCCUCAAACACAAUCGUAAAGAGCACGAUCUGGGCGAUUUAGAUCACGACGAUGAAGACUAUCCCAAUCUGGAAGACAUAACUGUUGAAGGAGUGCCAGCUGUUCGCAAUCUGUUGACGGAUCUUGCCUUGGAUAUCCUUCUUUAUCAAAGUCCAGCGUACAAAGGUCAUAUAUCACGCAUCGUACUCACCGAAUGCAAUCGCAUAUAUAGGCUCUUUAAGCAGCGGAAUCCCACUUUCAAGGGGAAAGUCAGCCUCGUUGGGCAUUCGCUCGGUUCGGCGAUCAUGUUCGACAUUCUGUGCCAACAAAAGACGGCAGGCGCUCAAUCGCAAAUACAGCCAGGCAAACGACCCACUGAUGAGAAUCUUCAGUUGGAUUUCGAAGUGGAGGACUUCUAUGCUCUUGGCUCUCCAAUUGGUCUUUUCCAGAUGUUGAAGGGUCGCACUAUUGCUGCGCGCCCUUCUAACACCCCUUUCGUACCCCCUGAAACCCCACAGAGUCCCCUCGAUGAUCCAUUCUCGCCCACUUCCAAGUCGAAAUGCGAACACGCAUUUGAAAUUACCACCUCCUCCCCAGCAUGUCGCCAACUUUUCAACAUCUUCCACCCCACCGAUCCAAUCAGCUACCGCCUCGAACCUCUCAUUUCACCGGCCAUGUCAGCUCUUAAGCCUCAGCCGCUUCCGUACACCAAGAAAGGACUUUUUAGUGCGUCUGGAGCUCAAGGCCUCACAGGCAUCGGCGCCAGAGUCGGCCAAGGCGUGACAGAUUUCUGGACGUCAGUCAGUUCGGGCAUCGCCAGUGGGCUUUUAAAUCGUAGUUUGGGGCUCACAGGCGCCGAUGCGACUAAGAUGCAAUCAGACCUUACGCACGGCCAACGUUCCUCACGACCACUAUCCAUCACCCCCGGAACUGGUGCAGGAUCGGAUGAUCCCGCCCGUGCCUUUGUCAACGAAGAGCGGAAGAAAAGGCUAGCUGGUGACGACGCAACUGUAGUCCCGAGGUCGGACGGCGAGCACCCCGCCACCUUGAUUGACUCAGAGAUGGAGACUUUGUAUGCCGGGUUCCAAAAACGGCGUAGCAGUCAACAACCCACCGGGGCCGGCGGGGAGCACGAUACAGAUAAAGACGACGAGUGGCGUGAGCUUGAAGAGAAGAGUCGCAAGCUGCGGAAAGAGGAGGCGAAAGUCAGGGCGCUGAAUGCAAAUGGGAGGGUGGAUUAUAGCAUUCAGGAAGGGGCGUUUGACAUUUCGCUCUUGGCUAGUAUAGCAAGCCACUUGUCCUACUGGGCCGAUGAAGACGUGUCGCACUUUAUCAUCUCGCAGCUCUUGGCUAGAAAUCGUGUUUUGAGG
Messenger RNA from Westerdykella ornata, 2955 nucleotides. Its product is annotated as DDHD-domain-containing protein. The record is from RefSeq and is a predicted model, not a curated record. Gene Ontology annotation, cellular component: cytoplasm. The transcript has 3 exons. The annotation marks the transcript as partial. NCBI's taxonomy places the organism in Eukaryota, Fungi, Ascomycota, Dothideomycetes, Pleosporales, Sporormiaceae. Gene Ontology annotation, molecular function: metal ion binding; glycerophospholipase activity.